This is a messenger RNA of Epinephelus moara (kelp grouper), 2584 nucleotides long. Its product is annotated as hydroxylysine kinase-like. The transcript has 5 exons. Gene Ontology annotation, molecular function: amino acid kinase activity. NCBI's taxonomy places the organism in Eukaryota, Metazoa, Chordata, Actinopteri, Perciformes, Serranidae. The record is from RefSeq and is a predicted model, not a curated record. The coding region runs from base 1154 to 2221 and encodes 355 amino acids.
CAAGGUUUUGCAAUGGGAGAUCCACUAUCAGCCAUCAUGCGCAGUUUUUUAUGGAAGAUCUGGAAGCAAAAGCCUUAACCACAGCACCCACACAAUACAAACCCACCCUCUGGAAAAGAUACAUUGAGGACAUCCUGGAAAAGAUCAAAUCUGGACACACACCACAACUCACGGAUCAGCUGAACAACAUGGACAGCACCGGAAACAUCAGAUUGACACAAGAAGAGGAAACAAACAGAACCAUAAACUUCUUGGACAUAAAAAUUCAUCACAAAGGCGACGGCAGUAUAAAAAUCACAGUAGGUAUACAGAAAACCCCCACACGCAGAUCAAUACCUUCUCUGGACAUCGGAACACCCCACAGCACGCAAACUCUCCGUAGUCAGAACACUUUAUGAACGGGCCAGCAUCAUCACCGAGGAAGAGGACAGACAGGAGGAGGAAAAACACAUAGCCUACGACACGCACUCACACACUGCCAAUAUCCAAAAUGGGACAUAACCAAAGGGAAACAGCAAGUCAACAAACAAAGAAAAAGAGAAAGAAAACAAAAUAAAACCCAAACAAAAAAAACCGAAAGCAGCUACAAAGACAUGGUGACCAUAGCGCGUACAGAGGACAAUGAAAAAGCACAAAAUAAACGCAAUAGUAAAACCUCACACAAAACUCCGCCCGCUUUUAGUUCACCCAAAAGACAGGAUAGACACGGACAAAAAAAUGCAACGUAAUAUACGAAAUCCCAUGCAUAACAUAAAACAUACAUAGGAGAAACAGGAAGAAGCUUCAAUACAAGAAAAACAACAGAACAUAAAAAAGAAUGCGAUAAGGAAACGACAGGACGUCUCACAAGAUCACAAAAAGAAAAAGCAGAGCAGGUUCAGCCAUAUCAGAUCACUGCAAAAGAAAUAUUCAUGUCAUGGACUGGGACAACGCAAAAGUCAUCGGAUUGGAAAGCAACAAGUUCAAACGUUGGAUCAAGGAGGCCGUAGAGAUCAGGAGGCGGGCCAUCAUCUGUCCAUGACGGCAGAGGAGGGAGACGCGAUGCUGCUCAGCAGGGCGCACGGUAUACGCGCGGCUGGCUCAAGGGAAGGUGCUCGCCUCAAAUGCAGUUGUAAACGAAACGUGUUCUCUAUCAUUCCCCUGGUGAGCAAUUAUGUCAGUGAAACAUGCCCUACCUCACUUCAACCAGUCUCAGGUGACUGAGAUGAUGAAGAGGCUCUUCAACCUGACACCAUCAGAAAUCCGCUCUCUGCCGAGCUAUGAGGACCAGAACUUCUAUGUGGCGCCCGCUGAGGGUGGCGAGUAUGUCCUGAAGAUAAUGAACUCAGAAGACAGUGAGAACCCCACCCUGAUUAAGGUGCAGACAUAUGCUAUGUCUGUCCUUCACCAGAAUGGACUUCCUGUCCAAACAGUCGUGCCCACCACCUCAGGACAGCUCAUGAGCCUGGAAGAAACAGAUUGUGGUUAUGGCCCUCAGAGGUACCUGGUGCGACUGUUUACUUAUUUGCCUGGAACCACCAUUUCCAAGGUUCCUUUAACACCACAGUUACUGUAUGAAGCUGGCAAGACAGCAGCCAGGAUGGAAAAAAUCUUUCACCAGUUGGAGCACCCUGAUCUUGGCGUGCUGCAGAGAGAGAAUUUCAUAUGGAGUCUGUCAAACAUUCCCCUCCUGGAGGCAUACGUCCAUUUAUUAGAUGGAGAUCCUCUUCAGGAGGUUGUGAAGUCUGUCAUUCAUCAGUACAAGACCUCUGUGGUCCCUAAACGCUCCAAUUUCCGCAAUUGCAUUAACCACGGUGACUUCAAUGACCUCAAUGUGCUUGUACAACCUGAGGGUGACAGCCACAAGAUUUCGGGCAUUCUUGACUUUGGGCACAUGAACACUGGCUGCUUCAUCCAUGAGCUCGCCAUCGCUAUCAUGUACAUGAUGACGGAGCACCCUAAACCCAUAGAUGUGGGUGGACCUGUCCUUGCAGGGUGGGAAAGUGUCCUUCCUCUCAACGAGGCAGAGAAGGAUUGUCUCUAUGUGCUGGUGCUGUCCCGCUUCUGCCAGUCGCUGGUUUUAGCUCGUCACUCCGUGAUGUUGCAUCCAGAAAAUGAAGAGUAUCUGAUGAUUACAUCCAGGAGGGGCGUCCAUACUCUCCGUCAACUCUGGGAGCUUGGAAAAGAGCAGGUGGAGAAGGUGUGGUUUCAGAGUGCUGCUCAAUUCAGAGACAGAAAGUGAGAAAUAUGUAGCCAUUCACGCUUUAAAUGCACAACAGGAUGAUUCCACUGAGACAUUUUUAUCGAAUCAAGUGUAAUUUUCACCUAAAUUCACCGAAGUGCCUGUAUCCAUGUAUUACACUCACAUAAACACAUUUUGGUGAAGACGAUUUAAUGUUGAGUUUUGUAUGAAUUCUGAGGGUGUGUAUUUAUCCUUUAUACUGUAUAGUGUGCUCAAAAGUCCUUAAAAGAUGGGUUCAAUGGCAUUUACACUACUUCAACACUCACACAAUCUACCUUAACUUUCAGAAUGCGUGUUUCUUUAACUGGGUCCAGAUGUUAACCUUUUAAUACUGCACCAAUUAUUUUAAUAAACAAAACAACU